Necator americanus (New World hookworm) is the source of this 1587-nucleotide messenger RNA. RefSeq lists its product as uncharacterized. Gene Ontology annotation, cellular component: cytoplasm; intracellular membrane-bounded organelle. Lineage: Eukaryota; Metazoa; Nematoda; Chromadorea; Rhabditida; Ancylostomatidae. Gene Ontology annotation, molecular function: iron ion binding; oxidoreductase activity, acting on paired donors, with incorporation or reduction of molecular oxygen, reduced flavin or flavoprotein as one donor, and incorporation of one atom of oxygen; heme binding. The record is from RefSeq and is a predicted model, not a curated record. The transcript has 12 exons. Gene Ontology annotation, biological process: xenobiotic metabolic process. Bases 1 to 1587 code for a protein of 528 amino acids.
AUGCUUGUGUUUACAAUUUUUCUUGGCGUCAUCAGUUUUCUUUUUGCAAAAACAUGGCUACAAAGGAGAAAGUUACCACCAGGUCCAUUUCCUUUACCACUUAUCGGUAAUCUUCAUCAGAUUGGAUAUUCGAUGCUCAUUAGGAAAAGGAAUUUUGUCGACACAGUCACAGAAUUUACGAAGGAAUACGGCAGUGUUCUCACCCUUUGGUUUGGCCCAAUGCCAACAGUAAACAUUUGCGAUUACGCGACUGCUGUGGAGGCAAUGGUAAAGAAAGGCGCAGCGUUCACUAACAGAAAUGUACCUUAUUUAUUCCGAUUACAUAGAGGUGAUCGUGGGAUAAUUGCCUCAAAUGGUCCGCUAUGGUUGGAACAACGUCGUUUUGCUUUACAUACACUCCGUAAUUUUGGUUUGGGAAGAAAUUUAAUGGAAGAGAGGAUCAUGUACGAAUUUGAGAUUGCUUGCGAAGAAUUGGAAAAGCGGCUGGAUACAAGAGAAACGUCUAUUAAUCCGGCAAAGAUGUUUGAUCUUCUAGUGGCCAACAUUAUAAAUCGGAUGCUUUUUACAGAUCGCUUUGAAAAGAAUGAUGAAGAGAAAUUCUUUGCGCUAAAGAAAAAAAUGGACGAUCUGGCGGACAAGUUCAACUUACUCGACAUACUUAUUGAUGAAUGGAAUGUUAAUUUUCCUCUAAUAAGGCAAAGGACGAAGUUUCUUAUAAAACCAUUCGAUGAUGUACUCGAUUUUAUUCGUACUCAAGUAGAGCAGAGAAAACGAGAUAUUGCCAAUGGAGAUCACGUCAUCCAAGGGGAGGGAGCAGAUUUUGUGGACUCAUUUCUUAUUCAAAUUAAGCAGCACGAAAAUAGCGACACUCCCACAAGUUUUGAUGAACAAUGGCUUCUUAUGACUUUGUUGGAUUUAUGGGCUGCAGGUCAGGAAACCACAAUGGUCACAUUAAAUUGGGCGUUUUCCUACCUACUUUUACAUCCACAGUUCAAAUCCCGUGUUGAAGAAGAGCUUCUGUCGGUAACAGAAGGCCAGCGACCCCUUUCUACUGCAGAUCGUCCAAAAACACCUUUUUAUAAUGCAGUUUUGAAUGAAAUUCACCGUUGUGCAUCGAUAUUCCCGAUGAACACUAUGUGGAGAGAUACAGCCGAAGAUACCGUUGUAGGACCGUACUGCAUCGCCCAAGGAACUCCUGUAGGUGCUCAAAUCUCGCUAAUCAUGAACGAUGAGAAAUAUUUCAAGGAUAAGCAUGAAUUCAAUCCAGAUCGUUAUUUCACUGAUGAACGACUCGAACAAAUGGUAAUACCCUUCUCACUUGGGAAGAGAGCUUGUCCUGGAGAGUCGUUAGCACAAGCUGAACUGUAUCUGGCAAAUUAUUGGCAACUUUCUUCUUCGUUACGUGUUGACACCGGACCCGGAACAUUUACCUCAGAUGCAAGCAAGGAAAGAGCACGGCCCAGUACGCAUUGCACAGCCGUACCAUAUGGUAUUCGAGAGAAGAUGAACUUGUACUACACUUUUGUGGACGAUAAACAUCAUUUUAAAGCUAAAAAAGCUGGUAAUUUCUAUGGAAAACCUUCUUGA